Arabidopsis arenosa is the source of this 825-nucleotide messenger RNA. NCBI's taxonomy places the organism in Eukaryota, Viridiplantae, Streptophyta, Magnoliopsida, Brassicales, Brassicaceae. The record is from the annotation of a GenBank genome assembly.
UCCAAACUUCAUACCGAAAAUAAAUUGGCCUGAGUAUUGAGCAAGAUUCGGAUUCAAUUUCUGUGAUAUCAUCGAUGGCGUUCUCCGAAGAUUUGAUGUCGAAAUGCUCAGAACAAAUAAAUGCUUAUAAAGCCGCUUAGAAAUCAAUUAAGAAUGUGCUUUUCGGCGGUGCGUUUGCCCUUCUUGCCGGUGCAUCGAUAGCUGAACUUGGAACAGCCGGCAAGGUUGGCUUUUCCUGGGGGCUUCUAGUCUCACCACUGCUUGCGGUGGGAUGGUUUGGUGUCCACAGUUACAUCGAAAAGAAGAAUGCUCUGAAUAAACAGUUGGAAGAUCUGCAGAAACUGAAAGAUGUGGCACAAUCGGCGGAGAGGGGUUUAAUAAUCAAUGAAGAAGCGACGGAGACCGUGUCUAAAUUAGUCGACGGGCUAGAAGACCGUAUCAAACAUAUGUUUAAUCUUGUAGAUAAUGCUAUUGACCAUGCAAAAAAUGAGGCGGAAGCGAGAUAUGUCCUAAACAAGAUCAGUAAGAAAGUAGACAACUUAACACGGAAAAUCGAGGAGGUUGGUGAAAGUGUGGAAAAUCAUAGCAAAUUGAUCGUAGAGGCGAGACGUCACGUUAUGGAAAAGAUCAACCGUUUUGGAUAACAUUGAUCCGUUUAAACUUCAACGAUGUGUGUUGUUCAAAACCCAUAUUUUCUAUGUUUUAAUCAUCCCAUUGUACCUUUUUUUAAAACGUUAUAUGUUUUGUAACUUUCACCAUCCGAGAGGAUUGGUUGAUAUGUACCUCAAUCCCAUAUUUUUCGUGAAAUAAAGUUUGAAAAAAACU